Molecule: messenger RNA, 537 nt
Organism: Oncorhynchus masou masou (cherry salmon)
Lineage: Eukaryota; Metazoa; Chordata; Actinopteri; Salmoniformes; Salmonidae
Exons: 3
Coding region: 127-387 (86 amino acids)
Biological process (GO): intracellular iron ion homeostasis
Cellular component (GO): nucleus; cytosol
Molecular function (GO): 2 iron, 2 sulfur cluster binding
Source: RefSeq, a predicted model, not a curated record
AUUUUCGGAGUAUCUAAUUCCGCCUCUCAAUACAUACAUGGUAGUGGACCUUCCCUUUCGCUUCGUCAUCUUGUUUAACAAAAUAACCUACCGUAACGUUUUGGAUCAUAAAGCGACACCAAAAGUAUGUCUGUUACAACAGAUCACAUCCGUGACAAACUAAUCAAGGAGAUCGGAGCGGUGCAUGUGGAAGUUGAAGACACAUCCCCUAACAGAUGUGCUGCCAGCUUCAAAGUUCUAAUAGUGUCUCCCCAGUUUGAGGGGAAACCACUGCUGGCGAGACACAGGAUGGUGAACACCUGCUUGGCUGAAGAGCUAAAAGAGAUCCAUGCCUUUGAACAGAAGACGCUGACACCAGAACAGUGGGAGAAACAGAAAGCACAGUGAUGAAGACACACACUGACCAUAUUUACUUGACAACUUUUUAUGUGUAAAUAAGCAACACUUGCUCACACAAUGUUGACUUUCUGGCCUAACAUAUAUUUAAUUGCAGGCAAUGAUGACUGAAAUUAAGUAUUAAACAUGAUGACAAAACAA